CUGAUGUCUUCACCCGUCGCUUGCACCGGUCCUCUUGGCUUCCGAUCGCGCGGUGUUAGCGACAAGACGGACACGCCGUCCUUGCUCCUCCGUCGUACGAUCGAGACAGAGUCGCCAAUAAACCGCCAGAAUCCCUGAACUCAUUUAAUUGAUGAUUUAGGUUCUGAGGCGAGGAUUUAAUCGUGCCUUAGCUCGGAAAAUUCUGAACCGGCGCUCCUGGCCGAUCUUUAAUAGUCCUUCCACCCCUCGCUGCUAUCGAUCUAUGCGAGUCCACCAAGGUUGGAAAGACAAGCACGAUGGAGUUCCAGCACGAGCCCAAGCAACAUGUCGAUCCCCUCGUGGCCGAAUCACAUUCGGACAGCCCGUCAUCAGUGACGGCACCUAUCAACGCCUCCGGUCACAAGCAGGAACUUGAUCGCAAUUUUGGCUUUAUCAAUAUCUGUGGGCUGGCCCUGACCAGCGGGAACACCUGGAUCGCUUUGGGUGGAAGUAUCGUCACGGCCAUCUAUGAUGGAGGUCCACCCGGUGUCAUCUAUGAGAUGAUCGCUGCCUCGGUCUUUUACUGGUUCAUCGCUGCAUCCCUCGCUGAGCUGGCCUCGUCCAUGCCAUCAUCUGGUGGAGUGUAUCACUGGGCCUCUAUCACGGCAGGAAAAUAUGGUCGCGUCUGCGGUUUCUUCGCCGGCUGGUGGAACUUCCUAGCCUGGAUCUUCGGUGCUGCCUCGACGACUCAGAUACUCGGCACCCAGGUCGUGUCCGCAUACGCUUUGUUUCAUCCCGAAUAUGUCAUUCAGCGCUGGCAUGUCUUCAUUGCCUACCUGAUUUGCUCCAUAGCCUGUUGUUUCAUGGUCGCAUUCGCUAACCGCGCCCUGCCCAUGGUGGAAUCGCUGGGCGGGUUCCUGGUCGUCGGCGGCUUUCUUGUCACCGUUAUUGUUUGUGCCGUGAUGCCCCAUGUCAACGGGCAGCCCUAUGCCUCCAACGACUUUGUCUGGCGCGACUGGCUCAACGAGGCUGGAUAUAGUAGCGACGGCUUCGUCUUCUGUCUGGGAAUGCUCAACGGCGCCUUCGCUGUCGGAACGCCUGAUGUCAUCUCCCAUCUGGCCGAGGAGGUGCCCAACCCGGGGAAGAACAUUCCCCUGGGCAUGCUGGCUCAAUACGUCAUGGGUUUCUUCACUGCUCUCCUCUAUUGCAUUGUUAUCUUCUACGGCAUCACCGACCUGAAUGCCGUUCUCGAUGCCCCUUACCUCUUUCCCCUCACCGAGAUCUACGUCCAGAUCACCGGCUCUCGGGGUGGCUCUCUCGGCCUGAUCAUCGUCUCCAUGCUGCCACUCUUUGUUGCCAUUGUUGGCUGCUAUCUCACAUCGAGUCGUGUGCUCUGGACUCUGGCCCGUGACGGUGCCACGCCGUUCAGCGGCUACCUGGGUCGGGUCAACCAUACGUUCAAGAACCCCCUCAACUCUGUCCUUGUCUGCGGCGUUAUCGCCAUCAUCCUUGGCUGCAUUUAUGUCGGAAACUCGACUGCAUUCAGUGCAUUUGUCAGCUCGUUCGUCGUCCUGACCACCCUCUCCUACCUCACUGCCGUUCUCCCGCACUUGCUCCGUGGCCGACAGGGCGUCCGCCGGGGCUGGUUCUGGAUGGGUGGAAUCACGGGGUACAUUGUCAACAUCAUCACCUGCCUAUACAUGAUCGUGUUCAUCGUGAUCUUCGUUUUCCCCUUCUCGAUGCCCGUGGAUGCCGAAACGAUGAACUACACCUGUCUGAUCACGGGUGGAUUCACCAUCUUUAUCACGCUAUUCUGGUUCAUCCGUCAGGGCAGCUACACCGGGCCCAAGGAAAUCGAGCCUGAUAGUGAUGCAUUGGCGAAGGAUGCCAUGUAAUGUCCUUGGCUGAAUAGGUGAUCUUCAAAGUAUAUGGCGGUAAUGUAAUAGCCUGCCCUAAUGGUAUUGUUUAGUGUUAGUAAAGAUAUACAUAAAAGCAUUGUUAUACCCC
Messenger RNA from Aspergillus sclerotioniger CBS 115572, 1986 nucleotides. RefSeq names its product amino acid transporter. Bases 297 to 1874 code for a protein of 525 amino acids. The record is from RefSeq and is a predicted model, not a curated record. The transcript is spliced from 4 exons. Lineage: Eukaryota; Fungi; Ascomycota; Eurotiomycetes; Eurotiales; Aspergillaceae. Gene Ontology annotation, molecular function: transmembrane transporter activity. Gene Ontology annotation, cellular component: membrane. Gene Ontology annotation, biological process: amino acid transport; transmembrane transport.